This is a messenger RNA of Alnus glutinosa, 1680 nucleotides long. RefSeq lists its product as uncharacterized. The transcript is spliced from 4 exons. Lineage: Eukaryota; Viridiplantae; Streptophyta; Magnoliopsida; Fagales; Betulaceae. Bases 332 to 1615 code for a protein of 427 amino acids. The record is from RefSeq and is a predicted model, not a curated record.
UAUGAUGAAAUCAUCAAGCCAUAAGAUAAGUCUGGAAUAUUAGAGAGCCACAAAAAUCCUCAGGGAUCCUGAUGGUAAAUCAGGUACGUACCACCACAAGAAAAGUGCUAAAAAUAAGAAACCCUCUUCCAUGUGAUGCGCCUCCAUGUAGGCUACCAUUUGAGGGUUAGACCCAAAAGUCAGCCUAACCAGAUCAUCCAUUGUUAGCCUUUGGAGCAGGUCCCGCUUCACCAUGGUCUAUACAAGGGUCAGCUGUAAAACAAUGUUGUUUUAUAGGUGAAAAGAUAAAAUUUAAGUCCAUGAUUUAGUGAGUAGCCACGCAUGAAACAAUAUGGGGCUUAAGCGAUAUUUGCCGAUGGAUCAUCCUUGGAGGCGCAACAAGAGAGCAUUUGACGGCACUCAAGAACGAGAAUGUGAGUCCAACAUGCAAAGUGGUGAUGACAUCCUGGGACAGUUGGAGGGGAUGGUAUUUGGGAAUGAGAGUGCGGGCAAGACGAAAGAGAAGAAGCGGAAUAGGGGACAAUCGAUAGAAACUGCAACUGACGAUGUCGUGUGGAAAAAGAGAAGUGUUUUCUUUUGGUUGUCGUAUUGGAAAGAUAAUUUAUUGCAGCACAACCUUGAUGUCAUGCACAUAGAGAAAAAUGUUAUGGACAACAUAUUUGGCACAAUUCUCGACAUCAAAGGGAAAACAAAGAACGACCUCGCAGCUCACCAAGACUUGCAAGAAAUGGGUUUGAGGCCUAAACUGCAUUCGUUCACCGGCGAUGAUGGUAAAACCUAUAUGCCCGUGGCUUGCCAUACAAUGUCCAAUGAAGAGAAAACAAAUUUUCUAAAGGUGAUUCGAAAUCUAAGGGUGCCUAACGGAUAUGCACCAAACGUUUCUCGGUGUGUAUGCCUUAAGGAACGUACGAUAUCGGGCUUGAAGAGCCAUGACAGCCACAUAAUAAUGCAACCACUUCUCCCUUUUGCAUUGCAUUGGUCACUGCCAGAUAAUGUGGUUAGACCUCUUAUUGUGAUGUUCGCAUUCUUCAGGGGCAUAUGCUCAACAAAUUUAACACAAGAGGAUAUGGACCGACUAGAGGGUGACAUUUGUGUCACUUUGUGCAAGAUGGUACAAAUAUUCCUUCCCGGUUUUUUUACCAGCAAGGUUCAUUUGGUCGUUCACCUUGUUCACGAGUGCAGACUAGGGGGCCCUAUACAGUAUAGGUGGAUGCAUCCAGUGGAAAGGAGCCUCGGGGUGUUCAAGUCUAGUGUGCGCAAUAAAGCGGCUCUUGAGGGCUGCAUUGAGGAAGGCUACAUAGCAAUCGAGUUGGUGACAUUCUACUCGAAGUAUCUGGAAAACGCACCAACCUUCCACAACAGACCCCAACAAAAUCCUGAUGGUCCGAAGGGGGUGGGAACACUAGUUAGCCUCAAUCGUACUCAGUUGAGCCAGAUUCACCGAUAUAUUUCAUUCAACUCUGAUGAGUUUAAUCAACUACGAACGAUGCACAUGGAUAUGCUUAGGCGAUCAUGCGAUAGAAGGCGAACUACGGACGAUCAGUUGGAAGCCCAACAUCAUCGGCAGUUCUUCAAUUGGUCAAUAAAUUGGACGAUCAACGUAGAACGGAGAUGACUAAGAAGCUAGUUAUGCAUUGUAAGGGCCCAAAGGAGACAGCAGUUAGGUACAACAGGUACGUG